CGCAUCUCCAGUGUGUGUGGAGCUAGCAGGGAGAAAAUGGAGCCUGAUUGAAUGUGAGAGCAGGCGGAAGAAAGACAAGCAGCGGCAGAGGGAGGGCGUUUGCUCUCAGUGAGCAGCACAGCUCGGCUGCUGCAGUCAGGGCAUCAAUUUUAUAUAGGCGUUGAGUGCAGUGCCAGUGUGUUCGCUAGCAUCAGAGCGGAGGCUUCGGCUUCCCCUCUCUCUGCCAGCCUCUUUACUCGCGUCUCGCUCGGACACAGAGUGAUGGGGGGCGAUACGAGCUGUCUCUAUAGGCAUGUCCGAUUCUAGCGCAGCACUGCUCAGCUGCAAGAGUUCAGCUGAUUCCUACACUAGUAGACCAUCGGAUUCCGACCUGUCCCUGGAGGAGGACAAGGAGGCGUCUCGGCGUGAGGCCGAGCGCCAGGCCCACCUCCAGCUCGAGAGAGCCAAGACCAAACCUGUGGCAUUUGCAGUGAGAACCAAUGUCAGCUACUGUGGGGCUCUUGAUGAAGACUGCCCGGUUCAGGGUACUGCCAUCAACUUUGAAACCAAAGAUUUUCUACAUAUAAAAGAGAAGUAUAAUAAUGACUGGUGGAUCGGGAGGCUGGUGAAGGAGGGGGCAGAUAUUGCCUUCAUCCCCAGCCCUGUUAAACUGGAGGCCAUGCGGAUCAAACAGGAACAGAAAGCAGCUCAGAGGAAAAUGGGAGGGAAUGCUUCAUCUGGGGGCUGGAGGUCUACUCCUCCUUCUGCAGCCAAACAGAAGCAGAAGCAGACUGAGCAUGUUCCACCCUAUGCUGUGGUUCCAUCUAUGAGGCCUGUUGUUCUGGUUGGCCCCUCACUGAAAGGAUAUGAGGUGACUGAUAUGAUGCAGAAAGCCUUGUUUGACUUCCUGAAACACAGGUUUGAUGGGAGGAUUUCUAUCACACGGGUGACUGCAGAUCUGUCUCUGGCUAAAAGGCCUAAUAUCAAUAAGAAAGCUAUCAUGGAGAGGUCGAACACUCGCUCCAGUCUGGCGGAGGUGGAGAGUGAGAUUGAGAGAAUAUUUGAGCUGGCUAAAAGUCUGCAGUUGGUGAUCUUGGAUGCUGAUACUAUCAACCAUCCCGCACAGCUUCUCAAGACCUCUCUAGCUCCCAUCAUUGUCUAUGUGAAAGUGUCCUCUCCAAAGGUUCUUCAAAGACUCAUUAAGUCCAGAGGGAAAUCUCAAAGCAAACAUCUCAACGUGCAAUUGAUGGCUGGAGAUAAACUAGCACAGUGCCCUCCAGAAAUGUUUGAUGUUAUACUGGAUGAGAAUCAGUUAGAGGAUGCCUGUGAACAUCUGGCCGAAUAUUUAGAUAUAUACUGGCGUGCCACUCAUCUGCCAGGCGCCGCCCCCCUGAACCCUCUACUGGAGCAAAAUGUAGUUACACCCCCCUCAGCUAACUCUAGCCAACAGUUCUCAGAGACACAGGAGCUAAUUGAAUGAGUACUUCCACAAAUAAGCAGUGACACAGAACAUUCCAGAAAGACCCCCAGAAUAUUCCUCAAAGGCCAGCCACUCACUGCCCCAGAAUGAGACGGGGCUCAGAGCAACUCCCCCCCCACCCCUGAUGAGAAAGAGGAGGAGCGGAGGGAUGGAGAAUGACAUGAGGGCCAGAGGAGAAGUGGACCAAUCCCAGCCUCACUGGCGGUGACAGCACACACCCUUCCGUGCACUAACGCAUGUGUCGUCCUUUACAUCUCAGGACCACUGCUGCAGGCCUUCAGCCAACACACACACACUGGCUGGUAUACACACAUUCAACUGGUCUGAACGUCCCUGCUGAGACCCACGCUGAGAUCAAAAGCGGUUUUCCCUAAAACCCCUGGGUGAUGCCGUCUGUCCGCCAGGUUCUGCCAGCCUGACUCUUAUCUCCGGGGUGAGGCUGGCACUGGCAUCAGAGCAUCCGUACCAUGCCCUAACAAAGAAGAGCACCCCGUGUCACAACUGCCAGUCAGCUCACCACGUCUCCACCUCCUGCAUCGCUUUUGAUUUGUUUUUUAAAGGUUUAUCAAGACCGUAGCUUUUGCCCAGUUCACUUCAUUUAAAUGAUUAGCUCAUAAUUAAUAACCCAAUAAGCUUUAUGUAGCACAACUCUCAAAUUACAGUUGGGACUAUUUGUAACUGAAAAAGUUCUCCUGUUCUCCUUUUCUUGUGUCCUUUUUACUGCAUCUACUGGGAAUCUUUAGUUUUAUAUCAACCGAGGUAAAUCCACUAGUAACUCAUCAGUAUUUACAACCACACUGCACGAAUAUCAGAUCAAUGAAAAGCAGACCACAUGAAUGUUUGUACAUCUUUUGCUCAGAUCUCAGUAUUGCAUUAAACAUCAUAAAACAGUAUUAUUUACUUUGUGGUUCUCUUCUGAUGGGACAACAGCUGAUUUAAAAAAAAGCUAAAUUAUAUAAAUAGUAUGGAGCCCAUGACAUGCAGGGGGGAAGGGGAUAUAUUGUGGCCACAAAUUAAGAAUUCCUUCUCUCGUUUUAUCAAAUUGUGGCCAUUUUAUUUUUUGUAGUAAAUCGUGGCCACACAUUAGGAAUUUGUUUCCAUGACUUAUUACAAGUAAAUCGUGGCCACGAUACUAAUUUGUUUAACUAAAAAAAGGGAACAAAUCAGUACAAUGUGGUUAUGAUUUAGUAAAAUGAUGGAACAAAUUAUGUCGUGCACACUAUUUACUUACAUUCUCUAGGACACAUUUCUCAAUAUGUGGUCAUUUUUUCAAAACUAACCAACUUUAAGCUUGGAACACAAGAUAAUUAACUUCACAUUCAAAAUGCACUAAAACACUCUCAAAUCAACACUAACACUUGCAAAGCUUUAACCAAUAAACUCACUUUGUCACUCAUAAAACACUAACAACCGUUAGCAUUGUACUGUUUAUAAUUCACGGCAGUACGUUACUUAGUCCAUGUUUACAUUACAGUUCGAAAGUUUUCCCUUUGUUUGGAUGGUAAUGAAAUUGAAAGGCGAACAUGUGUAGGUAUAAUCGAAUUACUUUGAAAGUUUUUCAUUUUUUUUUAGAUUCAGAAUAUAUUUCAAUAUGGAAUUACUGUAGAAAUAUAGCAAUUUUCUUUUAUUUAUUUUUGAAUUAGUAAAACAUGCUGAA
Messenger RNA from Pimephales promelas (fathead minnow), 3116 nucleotides. RefSeq names its product calcium voltage-gated channel auxiliary subunit beta 3b (gene cacnb3b). Lineage: Eukaryota; Metazoa; Chordata; Actinopteri; Cypriniformes; Leuciscidae. Gene Ontology annotation, cellular component: voltage-gated calcium channel complex. The record is from RefSeq and is a predicted model, not a curated record. Gene Ontology annotation, biological process: calcium ion transmembrane transport. Gene Ontology annotation, molecular function: protein binding; voltage-gated calcium channel activity.